UGCCAGCGGUAAGAUAGACUGGAUAUCUCUACGUGAGCUGCUUAGUUGAUAUUAAACCACUUAGUUGGCGUUUUGUAAUACUUAGUUAGGUACGUUGCAUGUCGGAAGAAGCAACGAUCUUCGCUAUGUUGCGACACGAAGUUCUGCUUCUUCUUCUGUCACUGGCAUUCGCACAUUUUCUCGCCACCGGCAAUGCGGCGCGAAUACCACGAACCACGCCAGAUGCAGCAGCCACCAAAAAAUGCGACUAUGAGGCGUGCCAUGCCGUGGAUCCGAAGAAACUCAACAUUCACAUGGUCCCACAUACUCACGACGAUGUCGGUUGGUUAAAGACUGUGGAUCAGUAUUACUUUGGAAGUCGCUCUACAAUCCAAAAAGCUGGCGUACAGUACAUUCUCGACAGUGUCAUUAAAGCUCUGCUAGCUGACCCAAGUAGAAGAUUUAUUUACGUGGAAACUGCUUUCUUCUGGAAAUGGUGGCUACGACAAGACGAAAAAGUACGUGCUGACGUCAAAAUGCUAAUCAACGAAGGGCGAUUGGAAAUCAUCGGAGGAGCAUGGAGCAUGAACGACGAAGCUUGUACUCACUACCAUUCAUUAGUGGAUCAAUUUACAUGGGGAUUCAGGCGACUGAACGAUACGUUUGGAGGCUGUGCCAGACCGCAUAUUGGAUGGCAAAUAGACCCAUUCGGCCAUUCCAGAGAACAGGCUUCUUUAUUCGCACAGAUGGGAUUCGAUGGAAUGCUCUUUGGACGUAUUGAUUAUCAAGAUAAGAGUAAGAGGUUACAAGAUAAAACAAUGGAAUUUAUUUGGAAGAGCAGUCCAAGUUUAGGCAAGCGCGCGAAUUUGUUCACGACCGCGAUGUACAACACUUACAGUCCACCACCAGGAUUUUGCUUCGACGUUUUAUGUGCCGAUGAACCAAUGGUCGAUGAUCUCGAUAGCCCCGACUACAACAUUGACAAAAGGAUUGAUGAUUUUCUGAGAUACGCGGUUACGCAACGUAAUUAUUACCGCACAAAUCAUAUCAUAUUGACGAUGGGAGGAGAUUUCACUUAUCAGCACGCGGAAAUGUACUUCAUGAAUCUGGACAAGCUGAUAAGAUAUACAAAUCAGCGCAAUGGUUCUACAGUAAACGUAAUUUACUCAACACCCUCAUGCUAUUUAAAAGCCCUGAACGAUUUAAAUCUUCACUGGCCUACCAAGAGCGAUGACUUCUUCCCAUAUGCUAGUGAUCCUCAUUCUUUCUGGACUGGCUAUUUCUCGUCGAGACCAACCGUCAAAUACUUUGAACGCGAAGGAAAUAACUUGUUGCAAGCAAGUAAACAACUCGUUGCCUUGACAAACUUAAAGAAUCACGACAAACCCUUGGAACACUUCCGAGAAGCAAUGGGAGUGAUGCAGCAUCACGAUGCUGUUACUGGCACUGAAAAACAAUUAGUCGCAAACGAUUAUUCUCGUAUAUUAUAUGAAAGCAUGGAUCACGCUGGAGAAAUAAUUUCGCAAGCCAUUGGGAAAUGGUCAGGAAUGGCAAAUAAUACGGCGGCGUCCUUUAAGAUCUUUACAUGUUUGGAAUUAAACAUUAGCUCGUGUGCAUUUUCCGAGGAAAAUGACAUGUUCAUGGUUGUAGUGUACAACCCUCUAAGCAGGCCUGUUUCCACCUAUGUUCGCGUUCCCGUUCAAUACAGUUCUUAUUCUGUUCGAUCACUGAUUGACGGAGUAUAUCCAGCAGUGCAGAUAGUACCAAUCCCCGAAGAAGUUAAGAAAAUACCAGGAAGAAAAAGCAAUGCGACAAAUGAUGUUGUUUUCCGUGCUUCCAAUGUCCCUCCUCUUGGUAUUCUGGUUUAUGUCGUUGCGAAAAAGACGCAGGAAGAUAUAGUUGAGCAACCCCAAGCAGUCAAUUCCAUCAGUAAUGAGGUGUAUAGUAUACACGUUAACACCAAUGGUGACUUAGAAAUAAACUGGAAUAAGCAGAACAUGAGCGUCAUGCAAACUUUCCAUUACUACAUAGGAGCAGAGGGUAAUAAUGAAAUCUUCGCUAAUAGAUCAUCUGGCGCGUAUAUCUUCAGACCUAAAGAAACGUCGGCCAGGAAUUUUGCGUACAGCGGAUCGCAUAAAAUCUACACAGGUCCUGUUGUCCAAGAACUCCAUCAUACAAUAAACGAAUGGGUUAGUCAAGUAGUUCGAAUUUAUCCAGGAGAAGAACACAUCGAAUUCAACUGGCUCGUUGGACCGAUACCUGUCAAAGAUAAGAUUGGUAAAGAGAUAGUUACGAGAUACACAAGUAACCUGCAAACAGACAAAACGUUUUACACGGAUAGCAAUGGAAGAGAAAUGUUGAAGCGUGUGAGAAACUAUCGUCCAACAUGGGACUUAAAAUUGGAGGAGCCGAUAUCUGGAAAUUAUUAUCCAGUAAUCAGCAAAAUUGCGCUCAAGGAUGAAAAGAAACAAUUGAAGCUAAAUAUUCUUGUUGAUCGUUCCCAAGGUGGAAGCAGUUUGGAAGAUGGUGCCAUUGAAUUAAUGCUUCAUCGACGACUUCUAAAGGAUGAUGCGUUUGGUGUAGCGGAGGCAUUAAAUGAAACUGCUUUCGGUGAAGGUUUAGUAGUAAGAGGAACGCAUUAUCUCUUUGGAGGUAAAGUGAAGGACGCGGAUGAAUUCGUAUUGAAGGAGAAGGAAUUGGCACUCAAGUUGGCUUUGCAUUCUUGGAUCUUGGGUGCUCCCGCUAACUUGAACAAUAUUGAAAACGUACCUGCUGAACCAAAAAAAUUGAUUACUGGUCUUAACAAAGCAUUGCCGCCAAACGUGCACAUCCUUACCUUAGAACCCUGGAAAGACGGUACAAUUCUGUUGAGACUGGAGCAUCUCUUUGAAGUCGGUGAGGCACAGCAGAUGUCUCAACCUGUGGAAAUUAACAUUCAAAAUCUAUUCUCAACGUUCACAAUUGAAUCGAUCAAAGAGACCACAUUAGGCGCUAAUCAACUGUUGAGCGAAAAUAAACCUAUGCAAUGGGAGUCGGAGACGAAUGAUGUUAUGCAAAAUGUAGAGGAAGCAAGCAGGCAAACCGUAGAGAUUCAUGACAACGUAAUCAAUGUUCUCUUGAAACCGAUGGAAAUACGGACGUUUAUCCUUAAAGUAAAGCAAAGACCUCUUUAAUCUUUUGGCAAAGACAUUUAAUUUUUAUAACAGUAAUUAUAAAAAUUAAACUAUUUCAUUUACUUUCUACAUCCUACAUAUGUAAUUAUUAUAAUAUGAUAAUAUAUAUAUAUAUAAUUACAUAAUUCAAAAUUACAAUAGAGAAAGCAAAACUAUAUUAUUUUGUAUUUUUCUUACCAUAAGAAGACUCACAGAACCGAUAUACAAAAAAGUACACGCAAAUACACUUUCUCAGAAGUAUAGAUGACAUGAAUAAGAACAUGCAUAAUUAUAUUAGAUUGAUAGACUCGUUUUUUCUGUUUAUUAAUAUAAAAACCAAGAAAAGCAAAAGAUUUACUUAAUUAAAAUUUAAUAAAUAAUUAAUUU
Vollenhovia emeryi is the source of this 3518-nucleotide messenger RNA. It is a transcript of the gene LManII, whose product is annotated as lysosomal alpha-mannosidase. The coding region runs from base 99 to 3152 and encodes 1017 amino acids. Gene Ontology annotation, biological process: mannose metabolic process. Lineage: Eukaryota; Metazoa; Arthropoda; Insecta; Hymenoptera; Formicidae. Gene Ontology annotation, molecular function: alpha-mannosidase activity; carbohydrate binding. Gene Ontology annotation, cellular component: lysosome. The record is from RefSeq and is a predicted model, not a curated record. The transcript is spliced from 18 exons.